Molecule: messenger RNA, 2688 nt
Organism: Phlebotomus papatasi
Lineage: Eukaryota; Metazoa; Arthropoda; Insecta; Diptera; Psychodidae
Product: short-chain dehydrogenase/reductase family 16C member 6-like
Exons: 1
Coding region: 558-1142 (194 amino acids)
Cellular component (GO): lipid droplet
Molecular function (GO): oxidoreductase activity, acting on the CH-OH group of donors, NAD or NADP as acceptor
Source: RefSeq, a predicted model, not a curated record
UUAGAUCAUUAUAAAUCACGAGUCCCCUCCAAAAAUUGUGGGCCUAAUGAUUCGUUUUUAUGUUUUUUUGAAGAAAUAUUAAAAAUGGGCUCAACACUUAAUUUUACUGGUCAACUUAAUAUCUGUUUUUUUUUUAUUUAAAAUUUAUUUUGGAAGAAAGUUACUAUUGUAGUAUAUAAAGGGUUAAUUAGGGUUGAUAUUUGUUAAGAUAGUUUUCCUCAAGAAGGAAACUAUGUGUGUGGAUGGUGGAAAAAUUAGAAAGCCACCCAUACGCAGGGUUGGAAUUUUAGAGUUACAUGCCUUCGAAUGUUCAUGUGGCAACUCUACCGCCAUUUGAUGUCAUAUGAUUGCUCGACAUAACCUCACAGUUUUGUUUACUUUGCUUCAUGUGUGGUAAAAGAAUUUUGAAGUAUUCUCAGAUAUUUUGUUUUGAAAUUAUAAUGAAAGUGACUGAGAAAAAAUGAAAGAGAAAUUCUGAGCAAAAUCAUGUGGGAGUACAACCCAACAAUGCCGGUGCUCGAGUCUAUUCCGCAAUUGUGCUCAUAUUUGACCUCAUCAUGAUCUUUGUGCAGUGGACCUAUUUUGUAUUUGAGGGCAUCUACCUACUCUUCAAGCCACCGGAAGAAAAAUCUGUGGUGGGGGAGACUGUCCUGAUAACAGGAACUGAUCAUGGGAUUGGCAGGGAAAUGGCACUUCAAUAUUCAGCACUGGGAGCCACAGUUGUCUGCUGGGACAUCAAUGAGGAGGGAAAUAAGGAAACUGUGAAAGAAAUUUGCUCCCGUAAAGGAAAAGCCCAUGCAUUUGUGUGUGACGUCUCGAAGCGUGAGAUCAUUGAGGUGGCCAAGAAGGUUAAAGCGGAAGUCGGAACUGUGACGACCUUGGUCAAUAAUGCCGGCAUCAUGCCCUGCCAUCCUUUCCUGCAGCAUACCGAUGCGGAAAUCCGCAAAAUCUUCGAUAUUAAUAUUUUGGCGCACUUUUGGAUGAUGCAGGCCUUCCUCCCUGACAUGAUCGCCAAACGUCAUGGUCACAUCGUUUUACUUUCAUCCAUGGCGGGAAUUGUUGGACUGCAAAAUCUUGUGCCAUACUACGGAUCCAAAUUUGCUGUUCGUGGACUCACCGAAGCCAUCAAAGAUGAAGACUGAAAGACACAAUGAGGCCAUUUACAUCGUCGCAUUAGAUUGAGAUUGGAUUGUCCCAAAAUCCGAAUCCAAUCUUGUCUGUUUACAUCGUACUGUUGAGAUUGAAUUGGAUUUUUAGCGGGAUGCCAUUUUUGUGAGAUUAAAAAUGAUAUUUUCGAUUUUUAAGUUGGAUUUUUGGUUGAUAUUAAAUAUUUCUAUUCAAAGAUUAGUGGUGAUAAAUAUUAUAAAAUAUCUUUUGAUGAAAAGGCAGUUUAAAAGAAAUUGAAAACAGAAGUUGUUUUUCUUCGAGUGUUUCAUACUCUUGGGCUAUCGAAACAGGAGGUUUCGAGGGGGCGUGAUUAGAGGGCUGGGCAUAUCCCGAUACCGAUACUGUAUGGUUUGGGCUCAGAAAUGAACCAUCAGAAGAAGAAUUUUAAGCUGCAUUACAAAUGUCCCGAGUUACUUUCAGUAAAUAAGUUUUUCUUCUCACGACGAAACAUCAAGUGUCUUUAAAAGUAUCUAUCGAAAUAUAGAAGAAUGCAGUACAGAUUCUAUUUUAAACUUGUCGUCGCCCAUAUCCUCGCAUAAUACACAAAUAAAGUCCUGAAAGUUUUAUUUUGUGCGACAAAACAACACAAAGUGAGGUUAGUUUUAACGUCAAAUGCAACUCCGAAUUCCACUUCGCGCGCUCCGAAAAUUUUUGGGACAAUUGGGACAAUUUGAAUCCAAUCCAAUUCAAUACGAGGGGUCGUAUUGGAUUUGCCGUUUAUAUCGAGAAAAAUUAAACAAAUCCCAAUCUAAUGCGGCGAUGUAAAUGGCCUCAAUGAAGCUAAACCCGGAUGCUUCCGGAUAAUUAGUGGGCAGAAAUCGCUAGGACAACAAGUGCAAGAGGAUUUUUGGGAAGGCACAAGUAUGCCUUUUUAUUCUAAAUUUUGCUCUAAAACUUUACAUUUAUAUUCAAUUGUCACAAGUAACAAAUAGACAGUACACUUCAUUGGUAAAAUAUCACAUAAUGAGACGCAAUUUUCAACAUUUUUCUUUUAUUUCCGGAAUCUACAUAACCUCAAUUUAUUAACUUCAAAAUAACUCUCGAAGCAUCACCCUUCUCUUUUUAAAGUCGUAUUUUAGGGUUGACAUAUCGAUAAAUGGCGUUUCUAUCAAUUUUUGGAAAGAGAAAAGCAGUAAUUGACAAAAAAAUUAAAAAGAUUCUAUUUACUCGCGCUUUUCACUGCAGUGAUAGUUUCAGUGAAUGAAUUAGACCUCCAGCUAGUUCAUAAUAGGUCGUUUAAUGUAUCGUCAGCAAUAUUUUCCGAGAAAAUUCAAGAUUCACAGGCAUGUACCGCCACAUUCGAAGGUAAAAACUGCACCAUGGGUUGGACCAAAUCGACACAAUAUCUUUAACAUUCUUGUAAGAAGAAACUAAGAACUUUUGAAUCCUAAAUGAUGUAGGCGUGGAAUCUUAAAGAACUAGAGACUUUGUCGGUGCAUCGAAAAUUAACAUACAAUGUCAAUUUUCCCAGAAGAAAAUGUUAAUGUUUGAACUUCGUUUUUCUGGUCCAACCUAGAGUAC